This is a messenger RNA of Pseudocercospora fijiensis CIRAD86, 330 nucleotides long. RefSeq lists its product as uncharacterized. Bases 1 to 330 code for a protein of 109 amino acids. Gene Ontology annotation, molecular function: protein heterodimerization activity; chromatin binding. The transcript has a single exon. Gene Ontology annotation, biological process: resolution of meiotic recombination intermediates; replication fork processing. Gene Ontology annotation, cellular component: Fanconi anaemia nuclear complex; FANCM-MHF complex. The record is from RefSeq and is a predicted model, not a curated record. Lineage: Eukaryota; Fungi; Ascomycota; Dothideomycetes; Mycosphaerellales; Mycosphaerellaceae.
AUGCCACACUCACACUCAGACGAGGCUGCUGCGGGCGACGAGCGCCUCAAAGCUGCCCUGUGGUACUCUCUUGGCAAGACAGUCGACUCCAUCGCUAUCGACUCGAACAUCAAUGCGGCGCCCGCUUUCAUUGGAGCUCUCACGGAAAUGGUAGCUGCAAAGAUUGCACAGGCUUCAACAGACAUGGAGGCUUUUGCAAAGCAUGCUGGACGUUCCACCGUGCAUACCAAGGAUGUCAUUCUGUUAGCUCGCCACAACGAAGCACUUCAGGAAAUCCUCCAGGACAAGGCUGAGACAGUGCGAAAGCGCGACAAGUCGACCGCGAGAUGA